AUGCAAGUAAAAGUGAUUCUUCAUCGAGGUCCUUCUGAGGAAGUCCUUCCAAGAAAGGAGAUCCGACGCUUUUUCCUCGAGAAACUGGACUCGUUUCAGCACCUCAAAGACCAAGUGAUCAUGCUUUACGACGAUCUGACCGCGGACACGACUCUUCGAUUCUUGUGGACUGACGAAGAAGGCGACAACGUCCAGUUCUCCUCCGACAAGGAAAUGAAGGAAGCCGUCAAUUUCUUCCAAAACCAACAAGGAGAAAACAAGCUCUUCAAACUGAUCGUCCGUUUUCCCCAGCCGCCACCACCACCGGCCGCCCAAAAGGCCGCGCCAACCAAGGAGCCCAAGGAAACAACAACGACUGGAAAGACCCGGCGAAGAUGGAGAAGAAGAUCCAGAAGAUCCACGAGCGCCAGUGCAAGAAGAACAUGA
Molecule: messenger RNA, 426 nt
Organism: Oikopleura dioica
Lineage: Eukaryota; Metazoa; Chordata; Appendicularia; Copelata; Oikopleuridae
Source: the annotation of a GenBank genome assembly